AAUCGCUCUGCUAGACCAGAGGAAAUAUUGAACCAAAUAAGCAAUCACAUACUACUAGAGGUUACCGUAUCUCAACCACAUGCAGACCUAUCAAGAGUGAGAGACACAGAGAUAGCUAGGGUUGAGACAAGACCGAUCGAGAAAUGGGAAGAAGCCCUUGUUGUUCUAAGGAGGGCUUGAACAGAGGCGUUUGGACAGCUCAAGAAGACAAGAUUCUCACAGAAUACAUUAGAAUCCAUGGUGAAGGCAAAUGGAGAAACCUACCCAACAGAGCAGGUCUCAAAAGAUGUGGGAAGAGCUGCAGGCUUCGAUGGUUGAAUUAUCUGAGACCAGACAUUAAGAGAGGAAACAUAUCACCGGACGAGGAGGAGCUCAUCAUAAGGCUUCACAAGCUCUUGGGGAACAGAUGGUCUCUAAUAGCGGGGCGGCUUCCAGGGCGAACAGACAAUGAAAUUAAGAACUACUGGAAUACAAAUCUAGGAAAAAGAGUUCAAGACCAACGAAGCACGGCUCCAACUUCUAAGCUUUCAUGCCUGUACUCUAAUGAAAAUAAUUCGAAGCCACCCAUCACAGUCUCGUCAUCACCGCCGAACACGGCGCCGUAUGUGAUCCGGACCAAAGCAUUCAGGUGCUCAAAGGUACAUAUCACCCCACAGCCAAAGACGUGUGAAUAUUUUGAAGCUAAAGCAGGGCCUGCAGCAGGACACCCAAUGGAUGGUCAGUACCCCAUAAAUAAGCCCGGUACAAGCGAUGAGUUACUAUCGUUUCCUUGUGGAGAAGAUAACCCCUCGUCGGAUUUCAUGAUGGAUUUCAACAUGGGGGACAUCUGCUUGUCGGAUCUUCUCAACUCGAACUUUUCAGACAUGUGUGACUUUAAUUAUGGGGACGAUAAUUGUAAUGAUUUGUCGCCUUCUUCACGCGAACAGCUAAUGUUGUCUGAGGAAAUGCUGCAAGAUUGGAGUACUGCUAGCAAUGCCGUUGAACUUCAAACCAAUGCGGCUCCCAAUCUCCAGUACUCCUCCGCUUCGCCUCUUGGUUAUGGAGAGCAAUGGCUAGGAGAAUAAUUGAGUCAAAAUAUGUUCAUAUCAGUGACUGUGUGAUCGAUCUGAGUGUAACAAUAAUUAAUUAUUACUGUAUUGAUCUCAUGACGUGAUGUUAUAAAUAUAUGUAAACAGCUUGUUAAACAAGUAUAUUACUCGUAAUUAACAAGCUGUGAUUUGUCGUUAAUUAGGGAGGAUAUAUAGAUAAUACGGAGAUGAUUCCGUCGUGAUGCAACCCGCCCCGUACGUAGAUUGAUGAGAACCUUCCAGUACUGGACAUCACAAUCAGGUCUUUUACUUGCUGAAUAACAAUUCUGACAAUAAAUGUUAAAGACUUCUUAUAAUGUCCUAA
Alnus glutinosa is the source of this 1392-nucleotide messenger RNA. RefSeq names its product transcription factor MYB123-like. The record is from RefSeq and is a predicted model, not a curated record. Lineage: Eukaryota; Viridiplantae; Streptophyta; Magnoliopsida; Fagales; Betulaceae. Bases 144 to 1064 code for a protein of 306 amino acids. The transcript is spliced from 2 exons.